Botrytis deweyae is the source of this 2670-nucleotide messenger RNA. RefSeq lists its product as uncharacterized. The record is from RefSeq and is a predicted model, not a curated record. Lineage: Eukaryota; Fungi; Ascomycota; Leotiomycetes; Helotiales; Sclerotiniaceae. Gene Ontology annotation, cellular component: nucleus. The transcript has 4 exons. Gene Ontology annotation, biological process: ubiquitin-dependent protein catabolic process. Bases 330 to 2252 code for a protein of 640 amino acids. Gene Ontology annotation, molecular function: ubiquitin binding; ubiquitin protein ligase binding.
CCUACCUAGUAGGUAAGUGGCAUGGCAGUUCCUACCUAACUGUUUUCCGUAGGCUACCGAAUUCUGACGUACAGUCGUCUCCCUAGUCUUGAUGGUGGGAUCAGUAUUAUUUACUUAUUAGAGCUUACCUGGGAGAGCUUCAAUUUACACAAUUAACAAUCCAAACAAACCAAACCCAACAUCUCAAGAUCAAGAAUUAGGAAGAACCUCAAAGAUUUUGUUUCUUAAUACUUAACCUUUUGUUUUUUGUUCUUUAAUACAAUACUUCUACCUCGAAUACAUUCAUCUAUUUGAAUAAACUUGAGAACCAAACCUGAUAAGAGGUCAAGAUGCUUUUAAGAUUCCGUGGUCCUGAUGGAACAGUUCGUAUUACUGUUGAAGCAAAUGAAACUUUUGCUCAACUUGGCGACAAGCUUGUAAAACUCCUACCGGAGAACAUCGACCCAAAGACAUUAACACUUUCAAAUGCGCCGAGUGGUGGUGAGGUCAAGUCUCUGGUAGAAAUUGCAAGAGCCAAAGUCUCGCAGAUUGGUCUCAAGAAUGGUGAUAUGGUAUUCAUAAAUUAUAAGCUCUUGGAUAGUCUUUCAAAUGGCAAUGCUACCCCUUCCACCUCGACUGGUCCUCCAUCUCAACUCGCCCCCUCAACAAAUCGUUUAAAUGGACACGUCGUUUUACCAGAAUCAAUACCUAUCGAUGUUCCAGCGCAAGAAGUAACUUCGCCAUCGGAAAAGAUCAAGAACCCGUGGGAAUUAGUCAAACAAUCCGAUCUCGAUAAUAGGCUAGACAAGAAAGAUGGAAAAAUCCCCAGAAAGAAGGAUCAAAAGAUGUGUCGACAUGGUGAAAAAGGAAUGUGCGACUACUGUAUGCCGUUAGAACCAUUCAAUGCGGAAUAUCUGGCCGAGAAAAAGAUCAAGAAUCUCUCGUUUCACUCGUAUCUGCGAAAGAUCAACUCGGCGACCAACAAACCAGAGCUAGGAAGUUCUUUUAUGCCACCAUUGACGGAGCCGUAUUACCGUGUGAAGAAGAACUGCCCGUCAGGACAUCCUCAAUGGCCCGAGGGCAUUUGUACUAAGUGCCAACCGAGCGCAAUCACUUUACAGCCGCAAGCAUUCCGCAUGGUGGAUCAUGUCGAAUUCGCUCAAGCAAGCCUCAUCGAAAACCUACUCCAGUUCUGGAGGGCGACAGGUGCACAACGUUUUGGGUAUUUAUAUGGUCGCUACGAGGAGUAUACAGAGGUGCCGCUGGGAGUCAAGGCUGUUGUGGAAGCUAUUUACGAACCGCCACAAGUUGACGAACUCGAUGGCGUCACAUUAAACGAAUGGGAAUCCGAAAAGGACAUUGACGAGAUUGCGAGAUUGUGUGGCAUGGAGAGAGUCGGUGUCAUCUGGACUGAUCUCAUUGACUCAGGCGUAGGAGAUGGCACUGUCUUAUGCAAGAGACAUAUUGAUUCAUACUAUUUAUCAUCUCUGGAAAUCGCAUUUGCAGCACGUUUACAAGCGAAGCACCCAAAGCCAACGAAAUGGAGUGAUACGGGAAAAUUCGGGUCCAACUUUGUUACCUGUGUAGUGACAGCCGAUGAGACCGGAGGAAUCGCCAUAUCUGCAUAUCAAGUCUCCAACUCAGCCGUGGAAAUGGUUCGAGCAGAUAUUGUCGAACCAUCCGCCGAUCCUGCUGUGAUGAUCGUUCGCAGUGAAGGAGAUGAUGAUUCCGAUACGAGCGCACGAUACAUCCCUGAGGUCUUCUUCCGAAAGAUUAACGAGUAUGGUAGAAGCGUUCAAGAGAAUGCUAAGCCAUCUUUCCCUGUAGAAUAUUUACUCGUCACAUUGACUCACGGCUUUCCUAGCGAUCCUAAGCCAGCAUUCAUGGCUAAGAGUUCUUUCACUAUUGAGAAUCGUUUGGUUCUUGGCCAGGAACAAGACCUCAAGGACGUUGGAAAGCAAUUAGGACUUGACAAGAGCGGGCAACUUACUCAAUCUCCUGAUGGCGUCCUCGCGGUGUCUGACUUCCAUCUCCUAUGCUUCAUCUAUAGUAUGGGUAUUUUGAGCAAAGAAGAGAUGGCGCUUCUCUGUCGUGUAGCAACUCAACACGAUUUAGCAGAUGGAUACCAAUUGAUAGCAACCCCUGGCUGGGCAAAUUUCCUUGCAAUUUUACAAUCGACUGGUGAGCGACCCCCAAAACGUCAGUCGCCGUCCGAUGACGAUGGUCCUGCGGAGCGUCUUGCUAAAAGGGUUGGCGGAGUUAGGCUAGAUUGAAUAAGUAGUCUACCCCUGGACUAUUUUGUUCUUUUGAGGCUUAUACUCUGAUUGUGAUAAUAGGUUUCUAAUCGCCAAAGCGUCUCGACGACUAUUCAAGUCUAUAGGGCAGAGGAGAAAGAGAAUUGAUAGGGAGGUUUACAACAUGAAUUAUUGGCGUGUACGAAUGGGGGCCAAAUUAAACAAAACGACAGGGCAAUGAGGAACUUUAGGUGCUUGGUGGAUAGAGCGGUGACUCUGGUGUUAACGAAGGUAUGCAUAUAUGGCGCAGGAUAUCCCGGAUAGGGAGAAGGGAGAAGCAAAACAUCAGACAGAUAUAUUUGUUGUUGGGAUAUAUGACAUAUUAUAAAUUAAAUCAAUUAUCACAGACACGUUUUCUGUUGACGAGAAUGCCAUGAAUGGUCUAAUGUACUUCUUU